AUGAUGACAUCGAAAAGCCUAGAUUCCACAGAAACGCUUAUUGAUCAUAAUAGUAAUAAUCACAAUAAAUUGGUCCAGCGAACCACUGAUACCAGUAUUGCCAGCGUUGUCAGUGGCAGCAGCCAGGAUGACAAGGACUAUAGUCAUACACCUAGCCAGAGCUGCACCAAUCACGCGAACCAGCCGAACGACGCGAACCACCUUCAUCCACCUUCAUCUUCAGAGUUAUCCAUAAAUACUUCAGCAGCCAAUGUGCAACCACAUUCACAACCACAUCCCUAUUCGCCUUCACCCACAUCUACAGUGACAACGUCGUCAAACAUACUGAUGGAAGAGCAGCAGCGCCUAUUGCUAAAAGAAAAGAGCCUCGACGAAAUCAAACAGCAAUGCCUGACACUAAUCCACGAAUUAGAGGGAAACCAGCACCCGGAACUCAUAAUAAAGAAACAUAUCCAACAGCUAAAGAAAUACAACGAGUUGAAAGAUGUGGCUUUGCAACUAAUCACCUUGAUCGCAGACCAACGGCAAGUCAAAACCACCGAUAUCUUGGACGAAAUGAAAGUCGAAUGCAGCGACGAAACAACUUUGGAAAAGUAA
Lodderomyces beijingensis is the source of this 597-nucleotide messenger RNA. NCBI's taxonomy places the organism in Eukaryota, Fungi, Ascomycota, Pichiomycetes, Serinales, Debaryomycetaceae. The record is from the annotation of a GenBank genome assembly.